AUGUUCAGCAGCGCCAAAGGGACUGCCUGUGACAUGGACGCCAUAAGCCCCAUGAGGCGGAGACACUGCCGCCAUGUGACUCUGGCCCCCAGUCUGAACUGCGAGAGACAACUCUUGAAGGACAUCAGUCUCGCCUGUGAUAGUGGUAGAAAUCUCCAACAGGAGUACUGCCCUGUGUUCGGAAUGCACCUGAGUGACCACCAAAGGGGACACUGA
Messenger RNA from Knipowitschia caucasica, 216 nucleotides. The record is from the annotation of a GenBank genome assembly. Lineage: Eukaryota; Metazoa; Chordata; Actinopteri; Gobiiformes; Gobiidae.